Brienomyrus brachyistius is the source of this 4201-nucleotide messenger RNA. Its product is annotated as ATP-binding cassette sub-family G member 1-like. The coding region runs from base 170 to 2170 and encodes 666 amino acids. Gene Ontology annotation, cellular component: plasma membrane. The record is from RefSeq and is a predicted model, not a curated record. Gene Ontology annotation, molecular function: ABC-type sterol transporter activity; ATP hydrolysis activity; ATP binding. The transcript has 15 exons. NCBI's taxonomy places the organism in Eukaryota, Metazoa, Chordata, Actinopteri, Osteoglossiformes, Mormyridae. Gene Ontology annotation, biological process: cholesterol homeostasis.
GCCGAACGCACCUACAGCAGCCUGUAGGCCUGUAAACAAAAACACAAUGAUUUCAUAGCGGCCACAGCAGAUACUGGAGCCUGAGUGGGGAGCGCACACAAAACCAGUCCCGGGAGGACUGUCCCGAUUGGAAACCGUCGGAAUACUCAGCUGGGACAGUAACUAAGGAAUGGCUUGUCUAAUGGCUGCGUUUUCUGUGAACAACACAUUGGUCACGAAUUCAAUAAUUAUGAACGCAAAUGGGCCGCCAGAUCUGAUGGUGGAGCCCAGGAAUGUGUGCGUGUCCAUUGACGAGGUUGUGUCGAAUGGGGGCGCUCAGAAGACCCCGCUGAUGCAUGAAAAUGGCCUGGCUGAAUACCAGCGCUUCUCUUACCUGCCCCGACGUCUGGCAGUCAAUAUCGAAUUUAAAGAUGUGUCGUACUCAGUCCCCGAAGGACCGUGGUGGAGGAGGAAAGGUUACAAGACCCUGCUGAAAGGCAUCUCUGGGAGUUUCACCAGUGGUGGACUGGUGGCCAUCAUGGGACCCUCUGGGGCCGGGAAGUCUACGCUCAUGAACAUCUUGGCCGGCUACAGGGAAACGGGGAUGAAGGGGGAGAUCUUGAUCAAUGGGCAGCCACGUGACCUGCGCUCCUUCCGGAAGGUGUCCUGUUACAUCAUGCAGGACGACAUGCUCCUCCCACAUCUGACAGUUGAGGAGGCCAUGAUGGUAUCUGCGAAUCUUAAACUUCAGAAGAAGGAUGAAGGGAGACGUGAGAUGGUCAAAGAGAUCCUGACUGCUCUCGGCUUGCUGCAGUGCGCCAAGACGCGCACAGCAAACCUGUCAGGAGGGCAGAGGAAGCGACUUGCCAUCGCGCUGGAGCUGGUCAACAACCCGCCCGUCAUGUUCUUCGACGAGCCCACCAGUGGCCUGGACAGCUCCUCCUGCUUCCAGGUGAUCUCGCUCUUGAAGGCUCUGGCCCAGGGUGGGAGAACAAUCAUCUGUACCAUCCACCAGCCCAGUGCCAAGCUCUUUGAGCUCUUUGACAAGCUCUACGUCCUGAGCCAAGGCCAGUGUAUCUAUCAGGGGAAGGUGUCCAGCCUUGUUCCGUACCUAAGGGAGCUGGGACUGAACUGUCCUACAUAUCAUAACCCUGCAGAUUUUGUGAUGGAAGUGGCCUCAGUGGAAUAUGGGGAUCAGACGGCCAGACUGGUGAAGGCUGUGCAGGACCGGAUGAGUGAAAGGAACUACAGGAUAGAGAAGCAGGAUGACGACCUCAUCAAGCCCUACCUGUCGCAGAAACCCAUAGAUGAGGAUUCUUCCUCCACGGAGGGAUGCCACAGCUUCUCGGCUAGCUGCAUGACUCAGUUCUCUAUCCUUUUCAAGAGGACAUUUCUCAGCAUCAUGAGAGAUUCAGUACUGACUCACCUGCAGAUCACCUCUCACAUCGGAAUCGGCAUCCUGAUCGGGCUUCUCUACCUGGGUAUCGGUAACGAGGCCAAGAGAGUCCUCAGCAACUCCGGCUUCCUCUUCUUCUCCAUGCUGUUCCUCAUGUUCGCCGCGCUCAUGCCCACCGUGUUGACAUUUCCUCUCGAGAUGGGGGUUUUUCUAAGGGAGCACCUGAACUACUGGUACAGCCUGAAGGCCUACUAUCUUGCCAAGACCAUGGCUGAUGUUCCCUUCCAGGUGGUGUUCCCAGUGGCCUACUGCACCAUCGUCUACUGGAUGACAUCACAGCCCUGCGACGCCCUCCGCUUCAUACUCUUCCUGUCCCUGGGGACCAUGACGUCACUGGUGGCCCAGUCUCUUGGGCUGCUAAUUGGGGCAGCCUCUACCUCCCUGCAGGUGGCUACGUUUGUUGGUCCAGUGACUGCCAUCCCUGUGCUGCUGUUCUCUGGGUUCUUUGUCAGCUUUGACACCAUACCAAAGUACUUGCAGUGGAUUUCCUACGUUUCCUAUGUCAGGUAUGGUUUUGAAGGCGUGAUCCUGUCCAUCUAUGGGCUGAACCGUGAAGACCUCCAUUGCGACGACGAUGACACAUGUCACUUUCAGAAGUCAGCAGCCAUCCUAAAGGAACUUGAUGUAGAGAACGCCAAGCUGUACCUGGACUUCAUCGUGCUGGGUAUCUUCUUUGUCUUGCUCCGUCUCCUUGCCUACUUUGUCCUGCGCUACAAGAUCAGAUCUGAGAGGUAGACCAAGGCAGCGAAAGGGGACACAGGGGAUCAUGGGAGAGCUGGCGGAACUACCUUAGCUACCGGACAUCCAAGACCCCUCCUGCUGACAGUCCACCCAAAGACCAACUCUUUUGUGGGUGCAUUCUGGGAGUUGUAGUCUUGCUCUCCUAAAUGGUAAGACCAUCAACGGAUAGAGGAGUCUCAUCAAAUGGUGGGGACACCAUCCCUUUAAGAUCCUUUAAGGUAUAACGUAUUUCUGUUUUAGAAUGAACCAAACCUUUGUCUGUAAAAUGUUUUGAAAAUCAGGAUGUGAUAGUAACUUUUGUUUGAAUUUAGGAGACGAGGAAAUAGGAAAGCUUUCCACUAAGUGGGACUUUCCCACACCAGCAUCACAUGAUCCUAGAAAUAGCAAGAUAUAUUUUUGUCUUCUGGUCACCCGAAAGGGAGCUUGUAGAGGUCCUCUCCCAGGGAGAGCACACCUGUUUAACAGUCUUACUUUCUGCACACUGAUGCCUUCUUGUAUGUCAGAGAAAGAGGGGCUGUGCUCCCAGUUAGCGAGUUUUGCACAGGUGAGGGCUACCCCAACCCGCAGACCACUGUGUGCCAGUCUGAGAGGCAAAGCAUUUGACUUUUAAUGGCUACUUCAUUCUGGCCAUGAAACAGAAGUUUUUAGAAUUCAACUACUGGCCAUUUUAAAUAUCUCCAUUCCACACUGCAUUCGUUUUUCUGCCUUUGGUAAUCCGUUAUUUUCUGACUAAAGAAGUAGGACAGUUUAUAUUUUUCUAGAGAAGUAUUUUACUUGCACAAGUAAAUGCGGUUUUUAAUGCACGUUUAUUGGGGUGGAAAAUUGAGCACCCGUCGUCUCCUUUAUACUGAGAACCCUGCGCGCGCUUAAAGUCAGAGGCAUGACCAGUCCUAAGACUUGACGUCUGAAAAACAAGCUCGGGAUUCUGACUCCUCUGUUCCAAUUCUGAAGUGUGGUUGGUAGCUGUUUACAUGUACAGGGCUCCUGUGCGCCGUACAGCGAUGAGAAAUCACUCUGAUCAGAGCUUGGCACGAAUUGUUGUUAUUUUCGUUUCACAGCACAUUAUGAAUGUAAUAUCUGUUAAGAAGAAAGACCUUAGUCGGCGGUAAUUCUUGAGAAAGAAAUCCCUGCCAGUUGUAACGCUUCUGGUACUUUUCACAUUUUUUCGGCGACCAUGUCGUGCGUGUACUCUCCCUCGUACGUCUUUGAGGUGUUUUGCACACACCUUUAUUUGCUAAAUAAUCGCGAUGACAGUACGAUGCCAAGUUACUUUGUUAGAUAAUUGCCUGCUCCUUAUACGUAAAGGGAAAGAGGCAGUGGGGGAGGUACGCACUCAGAAGCGUUACUGAAUAUUAGGUUUCUCGUGGGUAUACAGAGCAUGUGUUGUGCUUGCGUUCUUCUCUCGCAGUCUCCCUAACAGUGCACGUACUGCAGAGUGACAUUAUCCCAUGCGCAACGUCUUAUGGCCGCAGUACGGAAUAACAUUUAGCUUUUACACAGUCAAGGCAAAAAUAAAUGCAACCUCCAAACUGCCAACUAGCUGUGUAUUUUGUGCUUCUUUUCCGAAAAGCUGGAAAAAAUGACCAAGAUUUGGAAGGUCAGGCUUGUCUUCGACACAAGCGUUAACACUGCUUUACGAUUAUGUAAAUUUAAGGUUUCAGCUCAGUGAAUGAUUUUCAGUGUGUAUUGCACCUUGCAUAUUUAAGAUUGCAUACUUCUACUUGUUGACAAGUUUGCAACAGCGCCCUCUGCUGGCGACAGAGGUUUACUCACUGUUUUGAAAAUGAGGAAACAAUGUUUAUGUUCAGUUUUUUUUCCUGUAUUGAUUGAUAGAUUUUACAUGCUUUUCAUUCAGUUUGUAAGAAAAUGCAUUAUUUCGUUCAUUUAUUUAUUGUGUACAGUAUUUGUUUUAUUUUUCUCUGGUUAAAUUCAAAUUCUUGUUUUAAAUGUCCCUGUAAGAGAGCUGUGUUGUAAUGAAAUCAUCGUGUAGAAACAUAAAUAAAGUUUCUAUGCUUUGUUAGAUAA